AUGCCACCUAUCUCUCCUUCUCCUUUCUCCAUCAAUAACUUGCUGAACCCUUCAGAAGACACCGGUACGCAAGGAUCGAUGGCCCGAAGCCAAAAUUGGGCGGAAGAAAUGGAAUUUGAGGAAUCGAUGAGAGGUUCGAUGGUUGAAGAGACCACUCCGACUCUCAGCCCUAACCCGGGUCUAGAAACGUUGUGGAAUACCCUUCUGAAAAGAAAGGAUGUCAACGGCAGUCUCACGUUAUCGGAUAACGAGACCAAAUUAAUAUCGUCACUUAUCAAAUCUUCGAUUCAUGAAGCUUCGGCAAACAAAGCGGCAAACACUAUAACUACGUUAACCCAAAAAUUAAAUGAUAUUCAAAAAACAGUAAACAAUCUACUCAGAACUCAAAAAACACAACAAGAGGUGAAAUCGUGGGCUCAAGUUGCUAAAGGCAACAUAAUUACAAUCGCCAUCAACAAAGCCCUAAAAGAAAUCGAUGCAAAAAUAGAGGAAGAAUUGAUUCAGGUCAAAGGUGUCACAAGAUUACAGUCGGGUGACCUGAGAAUUUAUGCUAAAUCUAGGAUUAUGACCAAGUGGUUAUUUGAAAACAAACACAAAUGGACCCAUAGAGCGGAUCCGUUGUUAGUCACCCCCCCUUCCAAAUACCCGGUCAUCUUACACUCAAUCCCUACUUAUUUUGAAGCCACUGACAAUUUUUUUAAAACAGAAUUAUGUAAAGAAAAUGGCAUCGAGGAGAUAAAAGUCCAAUCAAUCAAAUGGCUAGGCAGACCAAAAGAGGAUGGAAAAGCACAUGGAUCAAUUAUCUUAAACUUACUUGACAAAGAGGUAGCGGCGAAAGUUGAAAAAGGAGGCUUGUUCCUUCAAAGUAUGUAUUUACCGGGGGCAAAAUAUAAUCGCCCACCUAUGCAAUGUUACAGAUGCUUAGAAAUGAACCACUCUGCAAGGUUCUGCCCAAAUGAACCGUUAUGCUCCAAAUGUGGAGGAAGUCAUGAAUCUAGAACGUGUCCUAUAGAAGACACAGACUUAAGAUGUGCAAAGUGCUGGAAUGCAGCAAAAGAAAACACUGAUGGAGAGCUGCCAAAUUCGGCAGAUGAAAAAUUUGCACACUCAGUUUUUAGCUCAAUUUGCCCCAUGAAAAACGAUUUGGCUCCACAAAGCAGGAGAUUUUAUAUGAAUAAAAAAUUAUGA
Melampsora larici-populina 98AG31 is the source of this 1188-nucleotide messenger RNA. RefSeq lists its product as uncharacterized. The record is from RefSeq and is a predicted model, not a curated record. The transcript has 2 exons. Gene Ontology annotation, molecular function: zinc ion binding; nucleic acid binding. NCBI's taxonomy places the organism in Eukaryota, Fungi, Basidiomycota, Pucciniomycetes, Pucciniales, Melampsoraceae. Bases 1 to 1188 code for a protein of 395 amino acids.